AUGACGGAAGUGACAGAAGGAAGCGGUACGACGUCGCCGACUCGCAACGAUGCGGAGUUGGCACAGACUCUCGAACACAGCAAUGCAGACAUGCCUGUCGCCGCUCCUGCCGUUUCUACGACGCCUUUGGCUGGUGCCUCCACCCCCAACGUGGUCCCUUCAUAUCCCGCUAGCGACGUCGCACAGCCUUCAGCUAGCACAGGCAUCCUGAAUGCUUCUACAAGCGCAACGGCUCAUUCGAGUGCUGCAGCUUCGACGACGGCAGCCAAGCCAAGGGUCUCGCUAUCGUAUCCUACAGAGAGGCCGCCUCGCGAUCGAAGCGGCAACGCUUCUGGCGCAGCAGAUGCUCACGAUGAUGCUCCUGAAGGCUCUUCUACACGACCAUCACGCUCAAGAUCAGUAGCAAGAUCCCAUCGUCGCUCUCAAUCGGCGAAACGAAGCUUCAGCCAAAGUAGGACGAGUUUCGAUGCGGCUGCGUCCAAAACGAGCGGCGCCAUCCGCAGAUCCAUGUCGCUCAUACGCCCAGGACAGUCGUCUGGACCCAUCGACCCCAUGCAAGAACCGCGGCGGUCGAUCAGCAAACGUCCCGACGAGCUGCACUUGGCCGAGCGCGAUCCGCACAAAGCGAAACACGUCGCAGGCGAGCCCCAUCGACGUGCAAUUCCGUUUGCAGCUCCGUAUGCGCGAUCGGGUACAGUUAUUGAUCAGCCUGCUACGUGGCGCGAUUGGAUGGUGCCAGGGCCAUUGACAUUUGGAUACGGCCAAUGGUGGUAUCUGGUCUUUGGGCAGAGCAUCGUUGCGGCCCUGAUCUCGGGCUCGAUCAACUUUGGCGUGGCAGUGGCGCUUUACCAUUCGCAGCCCACGAUCAACAUCUGGACUUUUGACCGACAAACAGUAGCCGGAGAUAUGGGUGUCACCGUCAUUAUUCAGCAGAUUGUCUCGUUCAUCAUCACCUCUUCGCUCGUUCAUCACGAUUUAUACGCAGGCCCCAUCGGCCCUCUCCGACGCCCGUGGCCACCACUUCUGCAUCUUCCCUCGACCCCUCGACCCGAAGGACACUGGCUCGGCGCUCGGAUGCCCGAUGACGUGCAACGCGAUGGCGUGGCGUGCAGGAUGGGCCGCUCGGCAGGCAAAUCCAAGAAGAACGGCUGGUGGUGGUGGUUCGUCCGUGCGGUGCUCACUGGUUCGGAGCGUAACGAUCUCCUAGCUGCAGGCAUCUCGUGGCGACAAAGACUCGAACGACUGCUCUGGACGGCCGCACAGGGAUUCUUCCUCUGCUGCCUCACAUUCUGGUGGUACUGGCCGCUCGCCAUCGCCAUCGUCGCGCCGAUCUACGAGCACCGCGAACUGGCACACACGUGGAUCCCCAUGAUCAUCAAGCUGCUCUACGGCGCUAUCCUCUCACUGCUCACCAACCCAAUCAUGGCGUUGAUGGCGAUGGGCGCCGAGUCGUCCGUGCGCAGAUGCUACCCGGAGUUGGACAUGUGGCAGCCAUUCGGCGGGAGGGAGGACUUCGAAGCGUGGAAGGUGGAGCAUGGUGUGGUGGAUGCGGCGGAGCUGGGCGAGGCUGGUACGGUGGACAGGGACGAUUCGCUGCCGGAUGGGCAGGCGACUGUUCUGCACUCGGCUGGGUCGUCGGAGGAUCAGGAUGUGGGGGAUGAGCGAGUAGAGGCACCGGUCACAACAGAGAAGGUCGGGUAUCAGUCGAGUAACCUGCUCGAGAGAAGGAUCACCGAGGAGCCGAAUGCUGCCGUUGCGCGUGAUGCUGUUAAGCAGGGGUAA
Messenger RNA from Sporisorium graminicola, 1782 nucleotides. RefSeq lists its product as uncharacterized. NCBI's taxonomy places the organism in Eukaryota, Fungi, Basidiomycota, Ustilaginomycetes, Ustilaginales, Ustilaginaceae. The coding region runs from base 1 to 1782 and encodes 593 amino acids. The transcript has a single exon. The record is from RefSeq and is a predicted model, not a curated record.